CGGAGCCCCCUCCCCGGGGAGGCGGGGCCUGGGCGAGCUCCCCGGCGCGGGGAGCGGCGGCGGCGCGGGACGAUGCACCAGAAGCUGCUGAAGAGCGCGCAUUACAUCGAGCUGGGGAGCUACCAGUACUGGCCGGUCCUGGUGCCCCGCGGCAUCCGCCUCUACACCUACGAGCAGAUCCCCGUGUCCCUCAAGGACAACCCGUACAUCACCGACGGCUACCGGGCCUACCUGCCCUCCAGGCUGUGCAUCAAAAGUUUGUUUAUUUUAUCUAACGAGACCGUAAACAUCUGGAGUCAUUUGCUGGGUUUCUUCCUCUUCUUUACACUGGGAAUAUAUGACAUGACAUCAGUGUUACCUUCGGCAAGUGCAUCCAGAGAAGAUUUUGUAAUUUGUUCUAUUUGUCUUUUCUGCUUCCAGGUCUGUAUGCUUUGCUCUGUGGGCUAUCAUCUUUUUUCUUGCCAUCGAUCAGAAAAAACCUGUCGAAGAUGGAUGGCUUUAGAUUAUGCAGGAAUUUCUAUUGGAAUACUGGGCUGCUAUGUCUCUGGGGUGUUUUAUGCAUUUUACUGUAAUAAUUAUUGGCGCCAAGUGUACUUGAUCACAGUGCUUGCUAUGAUCCUAGCGGUGUUCUUUGCACAGAUCCAUCCCAAUUACCUCACACAGCAGUGGCAGAGGCUCCGUUCUAUCAUCUUCUGUUCUGUGUCAGGAUAUGGAGUGAUCCCCACUCUUCACUGGGUUUGGCUCAAUGGAGGAAUCGGUGCUCCUAUUGUACAGGACUUUGCACCCCGUGUAAUUGUGAUGUAUGUGAUUGCUCUUCUUGCUUUCCUAUUCUACAUUUCCAAAGUUCCUGAAAGGUAUUUUCCAGGACAACUAAACUACCUCGGAUCAAGCCACCAAAUAUGGCAUAUCCUUGCAGUAGUGAUGUUAUAUUGGUGGCACCAGUCAACAGUGUAUGUCAUGCAGUACAGACAUAGCAAGCCUUGCCCUGACUAUGUUUCACAUUUGUGAAUUCAGGUAUGGUCACCUGGUAUAUUCAGUUGUUAAGCAAUAUGUAAUGGGGAGUUGUAUACCCCACUAUUUCUAAGAUUCACAUUAGUUUUUCCUUUUUUCCUCCUAUUUAAUAUAUCACGAGUAGUACUUUAUAAAAAUGGAAAAAUAUACUUGGGAAUCUGUAAUAAUAACUGCUUUAUGGCCCUUACAACUACUAAUUUGCUGUUUGUACAGAAAGUGAAAAUUAGUUGGCAUUUAUAAGAAACAUCUGAAAACAAUGAAUGUGAAACCAGUGUAGAGAUGGUAUUUAUUUUACUUAACACCAGCCUAAUUUCCUUAGGAAGGGCCAUGAUGAAAAUGAGUCAUCCUGAGUGAUUACUUUAAUAGAAGAUAUUUACAGUAGUUGAUCAAGUUGAAGUGCCUAAUCAAGGCUAGGGUUACAAUAGCCUGUGCUUAAGACGACGAGCUAGGAAAGUGGUUUUGAUAAUCACUAGCCUUUAGAUACAUGGUUUGUGAGAAACUGGCACUUAAGAAUGAUUUUCUCUUUAGCUAAGGGCUCUUUUCUCCUUAGGAACAUUGGAUUUUUUGGUUUGCUAGAACAAAAACUUUAAACCUUUCCUCCUUUGAGAGAGGCAUUGAGAAGAGGAUAAGAACUUGCACUGUCGUUUCCCAUCAGAUAAAAAUCAGAUUCAAAACUGAUUAAAUGACAAGGCAACAAAUUCUGUGGCCUAAUAACCAAGGCAUUAGCAUUUAAGUUUUUAAUUUCAAAGAAUGUGACUUAGUUCUGUGUAAUAAUUGCACUCUUGCCAGUGGAUCACAGAUUUUUGGUUCCAAAAUUCCUGUGGCAAAAUAGGGAAUUUCGCCUCUCUGAAUUUACAGUACUAAAUGUGUUAAUGGAUGGUUGUUCCCAAUUAAAUGGGUGCUACUUUCAAGGCCACAGAGUCCAGAUGGCCCAGUGUUGACCCUAAAAUGAACCUUAAGCCUUAGAACAAAGUCAUGCAGAUACCCCAAAUGAUAGACAGGAUUAUUCACCUGUACUCUAGUCUUUUCCUGUUUAUGCACGUGUUAGCAUUUUAUUGACAACUCAGAGUAUUGAUGUGCACUAUCUAAUAUUUGCAUCUGAAACAUUAAAUUUACUCUUUAUUGUAUAUACCUAAAAAAUAGAUCUCACUGCCCUAGCAUACAAUGCUCUUCUUGUUCUUUGGCCUUUUCAUAUGUACGAAUUAAAUCCCUUUUGAAGCAGUCAUUCACAAAAACCUGUUCAUUGGAAUAUAAAAUACUCUCCAAAUUUCUUAAUGGGUCGACAUGAACUGCUUUAAAUACUGGUGUAUCUUCCGCACAUUGGAAUUACUAAAUAGCAGAAGUGCUAAUUGAUGAUGAAGCUUAUUUCCACAUUGCCAUUUAUACAUCUUCUAUUACGAAUGUAAUUACUUUAAUGUGCCUCAGUUUAUGCACCUGUAAAAUUUUGUAUUUCUUUUCAGCAUAGCGUUUUUGGAAUAUAAAUUCUUCAUGCUAGUUAUCUCAGCAUGGAGCAUCUUCCUAGUAGGCUAAGGGCGCAGUAUUGUACCCCUUAUGAUGAUGGAACACACUACUUUGGAAAUAAACGCCUACUUUGCCUCUUAAGGCCACAAAUUUGAUCCAUAUGCUGAGUGAUAGAAGACUUUGCUGUAAUGAUAAUAGGAUGGAUUUUCCCUAAAACAUCUCUUAGGGGUUUAACAUUGAUUUUACAUAGGUAUUUUGUCAUUUUAGCCAAAUAAAAUACACCAAGUAGUUAUUAAUUUUAAAGUAGAAAAGUCUAGUUAUUUUAGGCCUGGUACCAUUUUUACUCUAAAAUCUUCUCAAAAUACAAAAUUGAACUUUGAGUUCCAUUUUCUCUUAAUUUUUGAAAAACAUUCCUGGUUUUUUUAGAAGUGUAUGAAUUAUUUAAUACUUGCCACCAGACUUAAUAAAAAGGGCAUACUGUGUUUGUUUUUUUAAUUUAUAAGGCAUACAGGUCUAACCAUAAGGAGGAUUAUAAUAUGUGAACAUUUUUUGUAAGACAGCUAUACUCUCCCAUUUUCAUCUUUACUAUGAUAUAUUUUAUUAUAAAGUAGGGAAUGAAUGAAUGCGGAUUGUUGUCAACUAUAAACACUUCUGUAUGUCAGCAUUUACUGACCACUUACUGUGUGCAUAUCACUACUGGCAAAUUUUUUAAGACACUGUUAACAUGAAAGAAUAACUAUUUAAAAAUUGCCUUGUAAUAAUGUAUAUUUAAGUUAUUUUUGUCUUUAUAAAGAUUUAUUAAAUAAAAUAAGAUUAAAAGUACACUAUUCAGCUACCAUACUAAAAAAAACUGGUUUUAGUUUUACAGUGUGUAAACUAUAAAAGCGCUUUACCUACAGACUUUAGACCUACAUUUUAAAAUUAUCUUUGGCUAUUUUAAAUUGUUGUGAUUUAUAAGGUUGUAGUUAACUCAUUUGAGGCAGUUAUCUUUCUAUAUAAAUCCAUUUUCAAAAGAUAGUGCUUGUCUUUUUUGUUAUUACACCGAGUGCAAUUGAGUAAGCUGCAUGGCAAAAUAUGUGUUAUGUAAAUAAACUGGGUUUACUAAAUAUA
Canis lupus familiaris (dog) is the source of this 3582-nucleotide messenger RNA. RefSeq names its product progestin and adipoQ receptor family member 3 (gene PAQR3). The coding region runs from base 73 to 1008 and encodes 311 amino acids. Gene Ontology annotation, cellular component: membrane. Lineage: Eukaryota; Metazoa; Chordata; Mammalia; Carnivora; Canidae. The transcript has 6 exons. The record is from RefSeq and is a predicted model, not a curated record. Gene Ontology annotation, molecular function: signaling receptor activity.